GCAUGUGAUGUGGAGGGGGGGAGGGGUUAUGUGAGUGGCGUUGAAUGGCCUGUGCUUUGGUGUAGUUAAUCUCAAAUCAUCAACCAUUGUUUAAGAUGGCAGCUAUGACUGUGAGAGAGGCCAAGCGUAGCGAUUGUAGGGAAAUACUGCGGCUUAUUGAGGAAUUGUCUGUUUUUGAAAAAGCGCCACAUGGCCCCAAUAUAAAUGAAAAAGAUCUUGAGCGAGAUGCAUUUGAUGUGGAUCAUCCCUUCUUCUUCUGCUAUGUAAUAGAAGACCCUAGGGAUGAAUCGAAACUCAUUGCUUAUGCUAUGUGCUACUAUACUUAUGGAACAUGGACCGGUAAACGACUUUAUUUAAGAGACCUUUAUGUAACGGAAACAUACCGAGGGAAGGGAAUUGGAAACCUACUAUUCAAAAAAGUUGUUCAGAAAGCAGAGGAAACAAACUGCACUGAUAUGGCAUGGACUGUAUUAAAUUGGAAUCCCGCUACAGAUUUCUACAAAGCAAGAGGCGCUCGUGAUAUGACAGAGGCUGAAGCUUGGCAUGUUUUUCGACUAGGGCCAGAAAGCAUGAAAUCAGUUGCAGGGAAAAUCUAACAUCUUUCAUCUGGAAAAUGGAACUAAUUACAUUCAUUCCACAUUAAUUUAUGGAGUA
Messenger RNA from Thrips palmi, 654 nucleotides. Its product is annotated as diamine acetyltransferase 2-like. The coding region runs from base 96 to 596 and encodes 166 amino acids. NCBI's taxonomy places the organism in Eukaryota, Metazoa, Arthropoda, Insecta, Thysanoptera, Thripidae. Gene Ontology annotation, molecular function: N-acetyltransferase activity. The transcript has 4 exons. The record is from RefSeq and is a predicted model, not a curated record.